GCAACCGUACCACGGCUUUGUCGGCCACCCUCCUCAAUCUCCAUCUAUCGCUCCUCGCCCUCCUUCCAUCUUCCACCGUAUACGAUUAGACCACGACGCCAUACCAUCGUCAUCCCCUCAAUCACCUGUUUCUCGUUGCCGCCAUCCCUGUCGCCGUCGUCUCCAUCCCACCAGAUCCCACCAUGGAGCACGUCCACGGCGUCGACGUCAGCUGGAUGACCCAUGGUGCCCCCAAAGAAAAAGCGCCAAAGAAUUCACCCCCAACGAAAGCACCAGUGCCCGCCCUCCCUCGACAGAUCCCCGGCGCAUCGGCCAGGGCGCCGGCGUCGGCCUCAAUAGACCACUCCACGAACGGCCAGUCCACGCCUCCCAACGGCUCGAAUGCGCAAAGACGACCUUCGCGAUCCGGUUCCAUAGAAAAACCGAGUCCGAACGGCACUCCAACCCAGCGCCGUAACUCGUGGUUCUCCAAUAUCUCGGCCAAGUUCUCCUCCAGCUCGCCCCCCACCAAUUCACCUUCGCCAGCCCAGCCGUUGCCAUCGCCCACGGUCCCAGAAGAUCCUCAACCCCCCAAGAUCACGCCUACCAAGAAUGCCGUCCUGCAACACGCUGCCAAGCCUGAGGGCAACGGCCCCUAUACCCCGGCCCCCCCCAGGAGCACCCAGGCUGGCUUCCUGGGCGUUUUCCGCCGACUAUCAUCAUCGUCGGGUGCCCUUGGACCCGCUGGCAAGCUAGGUCACGGCUUGGUAGACCGCGUGGUUUUGAAUGUAGACCAAAAAAGGGAGAGAUGUCCCAUCUCAGAGCUGCAGGGUGCCAAGUUGAAGCGAGUUGCCUUUUGUGUAGACGUCGAGAUCGCGCCAAUGCCCAAAUAUGGCGAAGUCGACACCGCACAUCCCCCGAAGCCAAUUGACAUAACCCAGAAGAAGAAAAUGACGGAAAAGGGUGAAGGCGAUGCCCUCAAAAACCCCAAACCUGCUGAGGACGAGAAAGAGACGAAGGACGCAAUCCAGAGCAAUGGCGAAUCUCUACCAAAGGAAAUUGAGAAGAAUGGACUCGACAUCGCUCCCCCGAGCAAGGACCCGAGUACAAACGGCACUGCAACCCCAGCCCUAGCCGCAGAAAAGGACAACACAAAAAAGAAGGAGAAAAAGAAGAAGAGUGAGGAGGAGCGCAAAGCCAGGAAAGAAAAGAAGCGCAAACUCGCCGAGGCUAACGGUUCUAUCCCGAUGGAGAUCCAUUACGACAGCAGUGAUUCGUCGUGCCAAACGCCCCCAGGCGCUUCUACUCCAAAGACGACAUCUUAUCCAACCACGAACCCAGUACGAAUUUAUCGAAGGUGUUGCCAGCUGCGCGAAACGCCGAUCCUUAAGAAGAUCACCGAGCAACUCACCGCUACGGCCAAUUAUUCUUCUUCGACUGGCAUGGUAAACAAGUUGGACUUGACCGAUUACUGGCUGCAGCUGCCCGAUCUCGUCACCUUGGGUGAUUAUCUCGCCGUUGUUCCCGUAAGAGAAGUUCUUCUGGAAAACAUUGGCCUGACCGACGAGGGAUUGCGGGUAAUCUUGGCUGGACUCCUGGCAGCAAAACGGCCCCCCUCAAAGAGACGCAAGCCCAAGCAUGAGGAUGAGGAAUAUGCUAGCGUGGUUGAGCGAUUGGUGCUCAAGAACAACAAGCUUGGCCCCGAUGGAUGGAAGCACUUGUCCCUUUUCAUUUACUUAUGCCGAUCCCUCAAGUUUCUCGACGUUUCCCAGAUUCAAUUCCCCCGUCAAUCACAAGUUAAGCAGAACGGCGCACUCCCCAAUGGAGUCCAAAUACCGCGUGGCAUCUCAGAUAUAUUUUCCAAGGCCCUCGGGGAACGACUAGGAGGGUCUACGCUUGAACUGGUUAAUCUCGGCGAGACGGGACCGAGCAUGGAGCAACUGGGUGCUAUCAUCGAUGGACUAAUAAAGUGUGGCGUGGGCAGGCUGGGUCUCGCACACAACCAAAUCGACGAUGAAGGCGUACAGCAUGUGGUAAAAUAUAUUGCUGCUGGCAAGUGUGAGGGCCUUGAUUUAAAUGGCAACGAUCUCGGGGAUCAUAUGGAAGCGCUGGCCUCGGCAAUUCAGGAGGAUUCGUCAUUGUGGGCGAUGGGCCUGGCUGGCUGCAACCUGACACCUUCGUCACUCUGCAAAAUCCUACCAACACUUGUCAAGCUCAAGAACUUCCGGUUUAUCGAUCUAUCACAGAACACGGCACUUUUCCGGUCUACCCCGAGCGCAGUUGGUCUGCUGAGGAGAUACCUGCCGAAGAUGGCUGCUUUGAAGCGAAUACAUCUUGAAAGUGUUGAGAUGACAUCAGAACAAGCCAUCGCGCUGGUCGAGGUCCUCCCUGAGGUCCACCAACUCGCCCAUAUCAAUCUCCUUGGAAACGAUGAAUUGAUGAAGCUGGCUAAUGCGCGGACGGAGGAAGCCCAAGAGGAAGCAUGUGCCUUGUACGCGUCUCUUCUUGCAGCCGCACGUGUAUCUAAGAGCCUUAUCUGCGUGGACAUUGAAGUACCUGGUGAUCGGUCCGGCGAGAUUGUCAAAGCCAUGGCCAAACAAGUCGUGGCGUACUGUCUGCGCAAUAUGGAACGCAUUCAAGACGCCGAUGUGAGCGCUGCUGUUGCUGCUGCACUGGCAGAAAACCACGUCGACGGAUCGGAGUCUAGGUCGCCACCCUACCCCGACGUCCUCGCUCACCUGGUUGGCCAUGAUGUCUUGGACGAUGAUGAGUUGCCCGAUGACGCAAGCUCUGCGCCAGACGAGGAUUAUGUGAUUGGAGGUACUGGAGUAGUCAAGGCUCUGACGUGUUGUUUGAAGAAUCGCGGCGAUGAGUCUCGCAGGCAGUCGGGCGAGUUUAUCCGAGACGUGGAGAAUGGCGUGGCUAAUCAAGGAGCCACACUGACUACUGGAGGAAAGGCGAAGGACAUGUCGAAGCAUCUCCUGGCGGGUGCUCGCAAGAUUCGCCUGCGACUGCAGCCGGCGCUGAACAAGGCCAGGGCUAACCCCGGGGACGAGCAAAACCUUCGCAAACUUAUGUUCCUGGACGACACGCUGCAGGGUAUUAUCAAGCGCUUCGAAGACGAGUACCCGGAUACACGAGAGCCGGUGCACGAACCGCCUGUGCUUGCGGCUGUUAAAGGAAGGGUGGAGGAGCUUCCCAUAGCGCUGCCCCCGGUGGAGGAUCCGAGUAUGGCACUGUCAGACAACGAGGACGAGUCUGAACUCAAUGUGGCUAAGCCACUGUCAAGAUCGAACUCAAUGCUACUGUCUAAGACGCUCGACGAGGAAGAAGGACGAAUUUUGCGUGCGGGUCACCGGUUCCGGGUGGGCUUUUUCAAGCAGGAGCAAAUCGAUUUGCUCAACACGAUCGACGACAUUGGAUCGGAUCCAAAGCACGUCCGAAUGCUCUUUGAGCUGGCCGAGGAUGUUGGUGGAGAACUCUUGGAGAAGGUGAAGGAGAAGGGCGCCGUGCGAGCUUUUAAGGAGCACGGCGACCUUGCGUGGAGAAACAUGGAGGCGAGCGACCCAGAGCAUUGGGAACGGUUUGCGGAAGCGCAGCACAAGGCGCGGGCCAACAUUACCGUUCCAGCAGGCAUUAAGAGCCCGGAGUCACAGCCGGCCGAUGAGAGCGCCAUCGCGGACUGAAGGAGGGUUGUCAGCUCAAUAUUCAAGAGUGGGAUGGCGGGACUCGACCCAGUGGGUCAGAGCAGAAAUUAGCAGUGUAUCAUCAUGGCGUUGUCGUCAACAUGACUGGACUGGCUGGAUAUUUGGUUGAAAAGGACACCAGGACUUCCACAUUCGCAUA
Molecule: messenger RNA, 3825 nt
Organism: Ilyonectria robusta
Lineage: Eukaryota; Fungi; Ascomycota; Sordariomycetes; Hypocreales; Nectriaceae
Exons: 3
Coding region: 183-3665 (1160 amino acids)
Biological process (GO): activation of GTPase activity; nucleocytoplasmic transport
Cellular component (GO): nucleus; cytosol; perinuclear region of cytoplasm
Molecular function (GO): small GTPase binding; GTPase activator activity
Source: RefSeq, a predicted model, not a curated record